CUGCUGGCAUUUGGCUUAUUCCUGUGUUGCUCGAGGGUUUCUGACGCUUUGUUCCCCACAGCUUCAGACAUGGCUUCCUCAAUGAUGUGCCCAAAUGUGCAGCUCCCAGGCGAAAGCGAACAAAGCUGUAUGACCGGAAAUAGUGGAGCAUGCAGCAGCAUGGGCUAUGGCAACUCCUUCGGCUGGAAUGGCAAUGGUAUGCAAGGCAUGCAAGGCUUCCCCAUGAACUCAGGGGCGCAAGCCAACCAGUGUGGCUUUCCACAGGGCAAUUGUGGCUGGCCAUCCUGCAACUGCGGCGGUUGGGGAAAUUGCUCAGGCAAUCAAGGCUGCCAAGGGGCUUGCCCCAACCAGUGGCAGGGCCAGUGUGGAUGGCCACAGUGUGGAGGUUGCAAUUGUGGCUGGUGCGGAUGCAAUGGAAACUGCCAAAAUUGUUGCGGAAAUUGGUGCCCCGGCUGCCAGAACGGUCAAUGGAAUUGGCAGCAAAACUGCAACGAGCCGCGGUAUUCAGGAAGAACUAGGGCUGAGUGGGCAAAUUGGAUUGCUACUCCAUGCGGCGACCGCUGGUGUCAGACCAAGCUCAAUGAAGGCAAGUGUGUGGUGGAGUGGAUGAUCAGGACGUGGGGGUUAGACUUGCUCCGAAGCGGCAGCGGGGUCAUCGAUGUGGGCGGUGAGCCUGGUUUUGUAGCUAUCGCCCUUCUGGAGCAUGGAAUCCCUGCAACCAUAGUGGACCCAAGCUGGCGAAUGACAGGAAAGACCAACCGUCUCACAAACAUCGAGCAGAUGGUCCAAAUACCUGGUUGUCCAAAAUUUCAAGCCUUCCAAGAGAUGUUUGAUGAAAACUUCUACGGACACCACAGGGAAUUUGUAGACUCGGCAAGUGCGAUUGUUUCACUGUACGGCGAUGAGGCCACAGAGCCAAGCUUGCGCUUUGCUGCAUCUCUCGGAAAGCCUUGUGCCCUCAUACCAUGCAACGAGUGUGUCCGGUUUUUCCCAUCUCACAAUCAGACAUACGAUGGCUAUGUCCAAGCGUGCAUGGAUGUGGCAAAUCAGAACCGAGGCCGUUUUGAAUUGGUCAACCUGGUAGGGGCACCUUUUUCCAGAGCAUUGCUGGUACAACCUCCGCUGCCGCAAUGGGCGAGCAAGUACGCAGAGGUUCAGGGAUGGCCAGGAGAGGAUGAGUUGGCCGUGCCCUUGAAGGUGCUGAAGGACUUGGGAGUGCUUUACCAGGUCCUGUGGAAGAUGGAAUUGGCAAAAAGAGGUGCCUGAGGCGAGGACAGCAGGCCCAGGCACCGCACAGAACUCGAUGAUGGCCAAGUACGACAUCAACAUCGUACAUGGAUGUUCAUAGUGCAUCAUAGUGUGCCAUAGUGUCACGCCAAGUGUCACGCGAGGGUGUGGCGAUUUUCAGUCCUUGCAUUUUUCAAGCCUGUCACAGUCAGCUGGUAAGGCUGGUGGUCGAACACAAAAAUGUGAGGAUCCGGCAGUUCAGCAACAGCUUACAUAGGACGCCGUGCAGAAAA
This is a messenger RNA of Cladocopium goreaui, 1520 nucleotides long. The record is from the annotation of a GenBank genome assembly. NCBI's taxonomy places the organism in Eukaryota, Dinophyceae, Suessiales, Symbiodiniaceae.